UAAAAUAAGAUUCGAGAUUCUUCCAGUAUUAUAAAUAAUUAACUUGACAUAGGUGAAUUUCUUAGCGAUAUAUGUACGGACAUAUAUCCUCAGAUAAAUUGUUACGAUGUGCUUUCCCUAUUAAAUCCACGACGAUCAGUUACAACAAUUCAAUCGGAUCAUGCAGUGACUCUUAAACUAGUGCUAAUUGGUGAUUAACCGUGAUUGAUUUUAAUACAGAUUGUUGCCACGAUCGAAGCCUCAUUGAUCGAGAUUCGAGAUCGAACGAGACGCAUGGACAGAUCCUCCGUUGUUCCGUUUUAACGUGAAACCGAAGAGUCUGUCGCGAUGCUCGACUCUUCGCUCGAUCCUCGCCAGGCUGUUUCACUCCGUCCGUGCUUCACUCUACUUACUGAGGCUGACCCUGUUCGUAAUAAUUAAUGGCGUUACACCGGGCGAGUGCGUGGCGGUGGUUUACUCAUGGCUAGUCCCGGUGAUAAGCGCAGCCGGUGAACCCUAACCGAGACCACGAGCAAGGGUGCGUGACUGCAAGGAUGCGCGCACGCAGGAGACGGUGCGUGAUGUCCCGGUGACGACGACGGCGACGGCCACGAUCGCGAUCAAGACCACGAUCACGCACGCACGCACGUACGUAUUCACGGACGUGUACACGCGCGAGAGAAAAAAGACAGAAUAAGAAACAAAAAGGUAGAGAGCCAGAAACAGCCGCCGAUGCCGCAAUGAGGCUGGGUCCGAUUAUCCUGUCCUGGGCCACGGCCACGGCCGGCUGGCUGGGCUCAUCGAGCGGAAUCGCGACGGCGACAGCGGCGGCAAUGGCGCGGGCCCCGCGCUCUCGGGACUACGAGCUUUCGACGGAGUUCUUCCUGGUGCCGUCCGAGAUCGGGCACGGCCUGGCGAGCGUGGCGAGCGUCAUCAGCGUGCCGGCACCGAACCGGACGAUCACGGUCUUCAGGACGCCGCCGGGCGUCAGGAAGAGCCAGGAGGUAGAGAUGCGACCGACCCCGAAGUCCCUGCUGAAGCAACGGCCCUGGGCGCUGCCGCUCGCCGCGCUCAGCGCCGCGGUGAUGCUCCUCAUGGCCGGUUUCGAGGUCUUCGUCUUGUUCAAGGCUAGAGCAACGGCACCGAACAGACGACACUUGUUCCUGGGCCAGGCCUUGCUUCUCGGCCUCUUCCUCCUGGCGGGUCUCUCGGCCGCUGCCUCCCUCAGUCAAAAUCCACUGUCCUGCGCCGCUUUCCGGUUGGUGGGCCUCCCUGCUGCCCUCGUGUUCGCCGCUCUGCUGGUCAAAUGCGUCUUCCUGCUCUCGUUGAAUAGCGGCGUAUACCUGCCGGCGCCUUAUCAGGCGCUGGUGCUGGUGUUCGCGGUGUUGGUGCAGGUGGCCAUUGUCGGGCAAUGGUUUUACGGUGAACCACCUGCGGUGAUCCAGGUGCAACAGCAGCAGCAACAGCAGCAGCAGACGCCACGGCAAGCUACGGGCCAGAGCUCGUCGUCGUCCACCAUCACUUCCUGCAGGACCCCGCUCGGGCAGAUAGUGGCUUCCCUCGGGUAUCCCGGAGCGCUGUUGGUAGCAGUGGCAUGCUUAGCGAUCCGCGCGCGGGGCGUCCGGGACAAUAAUCGGGAGGCGGCCUUCAUCGGCCUGGCCGUCGGGCUCUCGCUGCCGAUUUGGAUUUCCAGCGGCAUCGGCACGUUCGCGGCCGGCAGCGAGGGCGAUCGAGAGGCCUGGCUGGCUUACGGCUUGCUCGCCACGUCACUCUUCGUCUUUCUCACGAUGUUUCUGCCGAAGGGCCGCCAGCUGGCCGCCCUGGGUCGCGAAGGACCCGCCGCGGUCAUUCGCGAUCGCGACGACGCCCUCAGCUCUCUCCCCGGUAGCGGCUACUCGCCUUCCUUCUUUCACUUCAAGCCCGCGGAGGCGUCCCUCAAGAGAAAGAUGCAUUAUCACAGCGCCGAUCGAGUCGCACUGGUCUCGUCCGGGAUACCCGGAUGCAGCGCCUGCAGGCACGGAGGAAGUCCCAUAUACUCGGACGAUUCCCUGUUUCCAGAUGUGCACGGACCGAUGGAAACGUUCGUUCUGCCACCCGGUAUGUACUUGAGACCGGAGGACGCCGGGAAUCUCUACACGACCUUGUCGGCCAAUCCCAACGUGUUCUUUCAAAGGGCUGCCCAUCCCGGAAUGAUGUACUGAGGCGAAUCUUAUCUCGUCGAUGACAAGACUCAUGUAUAUGCGUGUCGCGUAUUAAGAUUAGAUUACGGACAAGAGCGCGAUUGUUGAUCUCUCGUUACUUGUAAAUAAUUGCCGUUAUCAGACUUGGCGAGCGACUCUACGUACUUCUUUGUAGCUCGAACGAUCAUCACGCGGGAGUGUGUAUCUCCCGCCAGAGACGCACACGCGAUCAAUUGCAGAUCGCCGCGAGCAAUAAACGAGCCGCCUCUGCGUACCGCGGAUCACCGAUACGAGAGAGACUCGAACUGAAAGUGUACGUGCCUCCAGAAUAACGCAAUAAAUGUUACGAUACAUUUUUUUUUAA
Messenger RNA from Solenopsis invicta (red fire ant), 2523 nucleotides. RefSeq lists its product as uncharacterized. Gene Ontology annotation, cellular component: membrane. Gene Ontology annotation, molecular function: group II metabotropic glutamate receptor activity. Gene Ontology annotation, biological process: regulation of synaptic transmission, glutamatergic; G protein-coupled glutamate receptor signaling pathway. The transcript has 7 exons. The coding region runs from base 720 to 2180 and encodes 486 amino acids. The record is from RefSeq and is a predicted model, not a curated record. NCBI's taxonomy places the organism in Eukaryota, Metazoa, Arthropoda, Insecta, Hymenoptera, Formicidae.